Messenger RNA from Anguilla anguilla (European eel), 5372 nucleotides. It is a transcript of the gene smarcc1a, whose product is annotated as SWI/SNF related, matrix associated, actin dependent regulator of chromatin, subfamily c, member 1a. The record is from RefSeq and is a predicted model, not a curated record. NCBI's taxonomy places the organism in Eukaryota, Metazoa, Chordata, Actinopteri, Anguilliformes, Anguillidae. Gene Ontology annotation, molecular function: histone binding; nucleosomal DNA binding. The coding region runs from base 68 to 3325 and encodes 1085 amino acids. Gene Ontology annotation, cellular component: SWI/SNF complex; nBAF complex; npBAF complex. Gene Ontology annotation, biological process: positive regulation of DNA-templated transcription. The transcript has 28 exons.
AAUAGUACUUUUGGCCUUCGAUGUGGAGUGUCGCGUUUUAGAGGGGAAUAACAGUGGAUAACUAACAAUGGCGACAUCGGCAAGUGUGACGGGGGGAACGGGUUCAAGCGGACAAGCGACGGGGCAGGCGGGCAGCGGUCCCUCAGUUGGUAGGAAGAAAGAUGGUGGUCCGUCCUCGAAAUAUUGGGAGAGCGCGGAGACAGUCUCCCAGUUAGAGUCGGUUCGUCUGUGGAUCGGAAAACACUACAAAAAGUAUGUCCAGGCUGACUCUCCCUCCAGCAAAUUUUUGGCAAGCCUGGUUGUCCAGCUGCUGCAGUUCCAGGAGGAUGCUUUCGGCAGAAGAGUCAACAACCCAGCUCUCACCAAACUGCCUGCAAAGAGUUUCCUGGACUUCAAGGCAGGGGGGGCUCUGUGCCACAUCCUGGGCUCUGCGUACAAGUUCAAGAGUGAGCAAGGCUGGCGCCGCUUUGACCUACAGAACCCCUCCAGGAUGGACAGGAAUGUUGAGAUGUUUAUGAAUGUGGAGAAGACUUUGGUGCAGAACAAUUGCCUGACGCGACCAAUUGUGUAUCUGGUCCCUGAAAUGGAGCAGAAACAGGCUAAUAAGCUGAAGGACAUCAUCAAGAGACACCAGGGCUCCAUCACUGAGGACAAGUCCAAGGCCACACACCACAUCUACCCUUCCCCAGCCCAGUCAGAGGAAGAGGAGUGGCUCCGCCCAGUCAUGCGGAAGGACAAACAGGUGCUGGUGCACUGGGGCAUGUACCCUGACAGCUAUGACACAUGGGUGCCUGCCAGUGAUGUGGAAGCGGAUGUGGAGGAGCCGCCCAACCCAGAGAAACCGUGGAAGGUUCAUGCCAAGUGGGUCCUGGACACAGACGCUUUUAAUGAAUGGAUGAAUGAGGAGGACUAUGAAGUGGACGAGAACAAGAAGCCAGUGAGUUUCCGCCAGCGCAUCUUCCCACGGGAGGAAGAGUCUUCCCGUACACCCGAUCGCAAGGACCGCAAGGCCGCCUCGGGAAAGAAGAGGAGGCGCUCGCCAUCGCCCCCAGCAACCCCUGCGGAGUCCCGCAAGAAGGGGGGCAAAAAGGGGAACCCAGGGCCGUACUGGAAGCGCCGAGGCCACCGAGAGGAGGAGGAGCCGGAGGAGGACCUGACCAAGGACAUGGAGGACCCCACACCGGUCCCCAACAUGGAGGAGGUGACCCUGCCCAAAAACGUGAACCCCAAGAAGGACAGUGAGAACACUCCGGUGAAGGGCGGGACAGUGGCGGAUCUGGAUGAACAGGAAGAUGACUCCAUGGUCUCAGGAGGCAAGGAGGAAGAGGAACCAGGGAAGGCGGAGGUGAAUCGCCUGAUGGACUCCAGUGAGGACAAUGUGACGGAGCAAACCCAUCACAUCAUCAUCCCCAGCUACGCCGCUUGGUUUGACUACAACUGCAUCCACGAAAUUGAAAGACGAGCACUGCCAGAGUUCUUCAAUGGAAAGAAUAAGUCCAAGACUCCAGAGAUAUACCUGGCCUACCGAAACUUCAUGAUUGACACGUACCGGCUGAACCCCCAGGAGUACCUGACCUCCACGUCCUGCCGCAGGAACCUGACGGGGGACGUGUGCGCUGUCAUGAGAGUCCACGCCUUCCUGGAGCAGUGGGGCCUGGUGAAUUACCAGGUGGACGCUGACAGCAGGCCCCUCCCCAUGGGGCCCCCGCCCACUCCCCACUUCAACGUGCUGGCGGACACGCCCUCCGGCCUGGUGCCCCUCCACCACCGCCCCCCACAGGUUCCAGCCUCCCAGCAGAUGCUCAGCUUCCCAGAGAAAGGCAAAGACAAGCCAUCGGACCUGCAGAACUUCGGCCUUCGCACGGACAUCUACUCCAAGAAGAACCCCAAGAGUAAAGGUGCAAGUGCCGGCAGGGAGUGGACUGAGCAGGAGACUCUGCUGCUACUGGAGGCCCUGGAGAUGUACAAGGACGACUGGAACAAGGUGUCGGAGCACGUGGGCAGCCGCACGCAGGACGAGUGCAUCCUGCACUUUCUGCGGCUACCCAUCGAGGACCCGUACCUGGAGAACUCGGACGCCUCGCUGGGACCCCUGGCCUACCAGCCCGUCCCCUUCAGCCAGUCCGGAAACCCGGUCAUGAGCACCGUGGCCUUCUUGGCUUCUGUGGUUGACCCGCGGGUGGCUGCCGCCGCUGCCAAGGCUGCACUUGAGGAGUUCUCGCGGGUGCGGGAGGAGGUCCCGGCGGAGCUGGUGGAGGCGCACGUGAAGAAGGUGCAGGAGGCGGCGCGCAGCACGGGCAAAGUGGACCCCGCCUACGGCCUGGAGAGCAGCGGCAUCGCCGGCACCGCCCCCGAAGAGCCCGAGAAGACGGAGUCAUCAGAGGGGGAGAAGGCGGAGACCGAUGGCGAGUCCCAGCAAGCUGACAAGGCCGAGUCCAAGGACGAGGCGGAGAAGCCAGGCGAGUCGGCCGAGAGGCCGGCGGAGGGAGAGAGGCCGAAAACCGAGCCCGCCGAGCCGGCGGACCGAGAAGAGGCCGAGAGCGACGGAGGGGAAGAGGCCAAAACCGCAGAUAAGGACCGGGAGGAGCCCAUGGACACGGCCGAAGGCCCCAAGGAGGCCGAGGGCGAGGAAGGCCAGAAGAAGCUGGAGCACGACGUCGGGGAGGGGAACAUCGCCACGGCCGCGGCCGCCGCCCUCGCGUCCGCCGCCACCAAGGCCAAGCACUUGGCAGCAGUGGAGGAGAGGAAGAUCAAGUCUCUGGUAGCCCUUCUGGUGGAGACCCAAAUGAAGAAACUGGAGAUCAAACUCAGGCACUUCGAGGAGCUGGAGACCAUCAUGGACCGGGAGAAGGAAGCGCUGGAGCUGCAGAGGCAGCAGCUGCUGACGGAGCGGCAGGCCUUCCACAUGGAGCAGCUGAAGUACGCUGAGAUGAAGGCCCGCCAGCAGAUGGAGCAGCAGCAGCAGCAGCAGCAGCAGCAGCAGCAGCAGGCCGCUGCCGCCGCCGCCCAGAACCCCAGCGUUCACCUCGGCCACCCCGCCCCCGGAUACCCGCCCAUGCACCAUCCCAUGGGCCCGCACCACCCCCCACAGACAGGACCCAUGGGAGUCCCCGGCCAGCCUAUGCCCGGGCGCAUGAUGCCCGGUGGACCGCCCGUCGGGCAGCCCCAACCCAACAUGCCCAACAUGCCCAACAUGCCCCCCAUGAUGGGACCCCGGCACCCCGGAGCCCCCAACGGCAUGUACACCGGCCCUCCCCCUGCACAGCCUGAUGGGAUGCCACCUGCCCCCGUGGGACCUCCAGCGCCCCGUGUGGCCGAGAACUAAAACCCCUCUUCCCACUCCGCACAUGUACACACACACAUCCCCCAGGGACCCCAACCACCCCCCCCCCCCCCACACGAACAUUACAGACACCCCUCUCCCGUGUCUGUUCAGCCACCCCUUCCCCCGUCCCACAAUCCCCUCUACGAUUUCAGGUUUUUGGCAGGGUGCUGCCUCAUUCACACCCCCUCCUCAGCCUCAUGCCCAUAAACAUGCAUUACCUGCAGGGAAAAUCCUGACACACACACUCACGCACACACACGCUGAGCUCUACAGGGAAUUUGCUGAUGCAUGCACACACACACACUGUAAUCACAGGCAAUGCCAUUCAGAGACAGGGGGAUCACACAGGAAAUGAUAUCCUGGCAAGCAUUAGCAGGGCAGCUGGGAGACAGCCACUGUUUGGCUGUCUCUUACCUAGUACUGACACUGGUUAUAUGUGAGUGUUGCCCGAGGAAAGCAGGGGGUGCUACAGGGAGUGCGCAGCACUGACAGCCCCCCCAGUAGGGCCAGACAGCCAGAGGAGUUUGUUUUCCCUGAAAUGUGAUGCGUAUAUGUAUAUUGGUUCAUGUCUGGUGUGAACAGGAUUGUCAGAGAGCACAUACACUAUAGACUGAACAAGAGCAGCCUCUGUUACUUUCACUGACUCCCUCACCACUAGAUAGCGCUAUAGCUAGCUCCUCUGCGGCUUGCCCCCUCUUCCUCUUUACAGCGUCUGUAGCCGCCUGUCUGCUUUGGUAACAGCUGACACCAAGCUACGCUUGACAUGAAAGCAGGCGCUGCCUGGGACAGCUCGCUCGAUCGCUCCCCCCCCUCCAUUCUCAUCUUCUCACUGGAAGUCUACCUCUCCCCGCACCCCUCUGCCCCGCCGCACUCUGUGUGUGCGUUUGUACACACACUGGAUCAGGUUGGUUGGGGACCGGUGCUUGCAGGCUUGAGGUUGUCUCUUGACCUCACGGCGCAAGCACGUCGCUGGGCCGCAUCUGGCCAGCCGGGGCCGCGCGGUUUCCAUGGUUUCCACCGCGGCCCCACGUCACCCAGCCUGCCUCUUCUCACCUUUAAGCUGCGUUCCUCAGACUAUUCACUGGAGCAGCCGACACCGGCGUUGGAGUGAAUCGUCCAGUGCAGCCUGCUGUUUGUGGGACCGUUGAAGAGGGUUGCGUGUCUUUCCCUGGAUAGCGUGUGUGCGCGCGCACGUGUGUGUACGUGCGUGCGUGCGUGUGUGUUUGUGUUUCUCCUCUGCCAAAGCACAGAGGACAGUGGUAGCGUAGAGAUUUGUAUCUUCCACAUCUUCCCUGUAGCCUCUCUACUUCCUGCUCUCAGCGCGUGCCACGGAUGUCCGCAUAUACCUCUUCCAAUGGACUGUGAGUUUUUAGCUUGCCUCUGCUGUAGCUUGUAGGGGGGAGUUAGGGAGUGCUGGGAAUAGUUACUGCCUGUAUGUACUCGCGCACAGGUGUACACACUCACAGGAAGGUGAAGGCAUGUACACGGUUUGAGCUUGUACUGCAGGCAGGCCUUGCGCUUCCCUUCUCCCCCUGUACCCUCAGCCUGUAGCGAUGGAGAACCUCCGCUCCACUGGUGCCGUUAGGUGUCUUACUCUUUACCGUCUGUUAAGAACACCCUUUUGGUGUUGAUACUGUAGCUGGCAAUGCCACUCCUUCCUUCUGCACCUCACUGUUAGGCUUGCAAUGCCACCCUCUCACUCUUCCUCUCUAUCUCACUCAUUUCCCCUCUCUCUCUGUACUGUCUGUGACUGCUGUGUAGAGGCUGACUGUCCUCCCUCAGGUGAAUUUCCACACCCCUCUGCCCCCGUGUGCACCCCACUGCACACCCCACAACAUUUUCUCACAGGUGAUGGGAACCAAAACUGUUGCCCUAUAUAUCUUUUAUUGCUUUUUAUUUUAUGGUAAUGUAUUUUUAAAAAAAAUAAAAAUGAACUUUGCAUAGGCUUACUUUUUUUCUCUGUUCUUGAAGUUUGUAGCUUUUUUUAUUGUUAAAUUGGUACUGAGACCUAAACACUGUCGAAUAAAAGUGGUUUUGUAUGAACUGA